AGGCUCGUGUUGAUUGGCAUGAAUGAAGGUUCCCGGCGUUGAACGCGAGGGGAAAAAAACACGUGGCUUUUUCUUUUGUUUGUAUUUUUGGUCGGCGCCGCUCGUUGAUCAAGAGCAAUCCGGAUUCACAACAGCCCUAUAAGGUCUGGCCAAUCAUGGCAUCCUUGAAGGAAGGCAGCAGUCAGGAACAAUACUGCAAAGGCUGGGAGGAAGACAAGGAUUUGAAGAGCUGGCUUCAGCCUGUCCCUGGCGAUGAGGGCAAAGCAGCCUGCGGAUCCUGUGCAUGUGAGCUGCCUGCAGACCACGCCCACCUUCAGCAGCACAUGGCCACCGCUGAGCAUCAGACGUCUACCACUCCUGCCUGUUCCCAGCCCCUUGCUGAUGGGGGGCUCAUUGUUUCCAAGAGUUCUGGUCCUGCAGACGCCACAGAGGCAUUUUGCUCUUCACCUGAUUCGCUGAAAACGAAAGAGGAAGACAAGGCCAUGAUGGCUAAUGGCCUUGGUAAACCAGCGGGGGCUUUUCGAUUCAGUGCCGAACCCACCUUGGAAGACAUCCGAAGCCUGCAGUCUGCAUUCACACAGGAGCGUGGCUGGGGAAGGUACCACCAACCUCGUAAUCUGCUUCUGGCCCUAGUGGGGGAAGUUGGAGAGCUGGCGGAGCUGUUCCAAUGGCGGGAAGAAGCUCCCGAAGGCCUACCAGGGUGGACAGUGUCAGAGCGUGAAGCCCUCUCCGAUGAGCUCAGCGAUGUCCUUAUCUACCUCGUGGCCCUGGCAGACAAGUGCCACGUGGACCUUCCCGCUGCUGCCCUCAGGAAAAUUGACAAGAAUCGUCUCAAAUACCCAGCUGAGAAAGUCUAUGGGUCAUCCAAAAAGUACACAGAGUACCAGAACUGAGAGCCAAGACAGUCUCUUCCUGAGCAGAGAAGAGAGAAACUUUCUUGUGAAACCUCUAAAAAUAUUGGUUGUCAAGAUUUUGUUAUGAUUCAGGGCCUCGUCCAGACCUGGAUUUCAGAACAGACCAUUUUCACAUUUGUAGGUGGGGCUCAAAGUAUGAUUUGAAAGCAACCUCAGAUAUGCCUUGUGUUGACCUUUCCUACUGCUCUUAAAUCACUCACUCCUUGUUCUGUGAGGCAAAGUUGGAGAAACUGGUCCUCCAGAUGUUGUGUUGAUUUCAGUUCUCAUCGUCUUUGACUAUUGGCCAGGCAAAGUAGGCGAUGGGACUUGACAUCACAUGAGAUCUGGAAUACCAAAGCCAAUUGAAUUAAAUGUUUUGGUUGUGGCACCCCACCAAGAUGCUGCUUGCUUGACAGUAAUGUCAUGUUUUUAUAAUUUUCUUGAAGUUUCAUCAGUUACUCAGAACUACCCAUGGGAUAGCCUGACAAUGCUUAUUUGAACACCAUAGUAAUAUUUACUCUGAUGCUGCUACGCUGUUACUGCAUAGGACCCACUGAUAACACAAAGGGUAAAUAAUUAUCCUGCAUAGGUUGGGAGUAAGAAUGUGAAUCGGAAGAUUUUUGGGUGUGUUUGUAAGGAAAAUGGGUCCAGCAACAGAGGUGAAGGGAGACCUUUGGCAGAAAGUAUUGGGUGACUGAUAAGCUGUGAAAGAGAGAAUGUACUAAAAGCAAUUCAGGAUUCUUCCCGGAAGCCGGUCCUCCAUUUUCAUGAAAUAUAUUUUAUUUUUGUAGACCA
Pogona vitticeps (central bearded dragon) is the source of this 1688-nucleotide messenger RNA. The record is from RefSeq and is a predicted model, not a curated record. NCBI's taxonomy places the organism in Eukaryota, Metazoa, Chordata, Lepidosauria, Squamata, Agamidae.